Molecule: messenger RNA, 819 nt
Organism: Osmia lignaria (orchard mason bee)
Lineage: Eukaryota; Metazoa; Arthropoda; Insecta; Hymenoptera; Megachilidae
Product: histone H4
Cellular component (GO): nucleosome
Molecular function (GO): protein heterodimerization activity; DNA binding; structural constituent of chromatin
Source: RefSeq, a predicted model, not a curated record
UUGAUCGUUGUGUUAUAAUCGUUUGAGAGAAAAUUAUAUUAUGACUGGUCGUGGAAAGGGAGGAAAAGGGUUGGGAAAAGGAGGAGCAAAGCGUCAUAGGAAAGUUCUUCGUGAUAAUAUUCAAGGUAUCACGAAACCGGCCAUUCGUCGUCUGGCCCGUCGUGGUGGAGUCAAACGUAUUUCUGGCUUGAUCUACGAAGAAACUCGAGGUGUACUCAAAGUAUUCUUGGAAAACGUUAUCCGUGACGCUGUGACUUACACUGAGCACGCUAAAAGGAAAACCGUUACGGCUAUGGACGUCGUCUAUGCCUUGAAGCGCCAAGGAAGAACCCUCUACGGUUUUGGUGGUUAAAGCGUCGUUCAUUCUUGUUCGAUAAAAACGGCCCUUUUCAGGGCCACCAUAUUGUUCUUGCGUAUGAAUUCUCAGUUUCAAUUAUAUUAUAAUCUUAACAUUUUUAUACUCCCAUAUAAGUAAUACUAUCGUACAUUACCUUUUAUGUAAGUUGAAUGGAAAAAAUGUAUACACCCGAUUUUAAUUAGUUUUUAAGAUAUAACGUUUACAAACCCGAUUUUUAGUAGAUACGUUUCGGUUGAGUGGCAAGUCGUAAAAGCGGCCCUAUAUAGCAGGGGUCUACGCUAGGAACGGCAGAACCAAAGAAUAACUGCUCCAUUUUAUGUUCGACCUGAAAAGUGUUAUUUGAAAAUACAUUUUAAAUUACAUAUAAAUAUUACAAACAUAAUAUUACAAACGUCUGAUUAAAUUGCAUUACAAUUUAUUGAAAGUUGAAAUAUUGCAAAAUAAAAAUUGUGCUAAUUUUU